GGUUACGUAACGUGCUAUCCCGCUAAGACAGAAUAUCCCGCUAAGUAUAGGAUAGUAAUGAACUUUAGAAUAGUAUGCUAUCCCAGACAUCCCGCUAAGAGGCAGAAAGAUAAGAUAGACGGGAUAGUAGGACUAGAAGCAAUAAGGAUAUAA
This is a messenger RNA of Bipolaris victoriae FI3, 153 nucleotides long. RefSeq lists its product as hypothetical. The transcript has a single exon. NCBI's taxonomy places the organism in Eukaryota, Fungi, Ascomycota, Dothideomycetes, Pleosporales, Pleosporaceae. The annotation marks the transcript as partial. The record is from RefSeq and is a predicted model, not a curated record.